UUAUGGAGAUGGAAUAUGACUUUAAAAUCAAGUGACCCGCUUACUAUAUUUGCUGAUUUAUGCUAAACUUAAAAGAUCUUUGGUACAGUCCGAUGAACACCAAAUAACAUCUGCAGCUUUAGUACCGUGUGUAGUUAAUUUCGGCGGCAGGACAGGGUCCUGGCCAUAAUAAAUACACAAAAUAACAUUGAAAAUCCCUACCCGUUCAUGGAGUUGACCUGGAUAGCGGGUGUUGAAAGCAAUUCAUGCAAAACAAUGUAAAGGAAAACAACAGAACCUUGAUAAGUAGCUCACUUGCAAAAAAAGCUGUAUUGCCCUUGACUCGGUAUUUGAUGCAGUGUAAAUCCAAGCUAUGCUACGUGCCUACAUUCAAAUCAUAGUUAUGACAAUUUGACGAUCUUUAUACAACGAAAUUGAGCUUAAAAUUAUACAUAUAGGUUUAUUGGAAUGGAAACUGUCACUAAUAAUAGCCCCACCUAAAAUUAAACAUAACACUUUAUAUCUGAUGCUUUCAGUGAGAUGGCUAACUACGGAUAGAAGUGCUUCACCAGAAAUCUAUAUAAUAUUAUACUCUAUAACACUACCGAAGCCUACUCGUUUUCAUAUAGCAAUAAAUGACGUUAGUGUAAUGUCCGUUAACCUAUUGUUGGUCUAAACUUUAAAUUAAUGAUUUGGAUUAAAGAUCAUUUAUUCGAAUACCAUUUCUAUUUCAAUAUAUCUUCUAUUUUGUUCUAAACCAAGAUGGUAUUAAUAAAUGAAUUAAUAGGAAACUUUGGAAAAUAUCACUAUUGGCUUUGCUUCCUUAUAUUUAUGAGCAAAUUUGGCGUAGCAUAUCAUCAAAUGGCAAUCAUAUUUUUGGCACCACCACCACAUUAUCAAUGUCCCAGGAAUGAAACAUGUUGCGACGAUCCCAUUUAUGACUUAUCAGUGUUUACCAAAACUAUAGUAACAGAAUGGAAUUUAAUAUGUGAGAAUAUUUGGCUUAAAGACUUGACUCAAAUGUUAUUCCAGUUUGGUGUCCUCAUGGGCAGUUUUAUUUUUGGAGUUGCUUCAGACAAAUAUGGCAGGAAACCAACAUUAAUAAUAGCAGUAGUACUAGAAGUAUUCACUGGUCUCAUUUCUUCGUUCUUACCUGACUUUUGGAGUUUCACGAUUAUAAGAAUGUUUCUAGGCGUCGCAGUGGGUGGCAUCAUGGUUAUUGGAUUCGUAAUGGUCAUGGAAUACGUCGGAAACGAAAGUAGAGAUGUCGUUUCGGCUCUCUAUCAUGUACCUUUCACUAUUGGUCACAUGACUUUAGCCGUAUUUGGUUACUUUAUAAGGGAUUACAUGUAUUUUCAAUUAGCAAUAUCACUGUCGUGCAUUUUUUUACUAAUUUACAUUUGUGUGUUACCCGAAACACCAAGAUGGUUAUUAGCAACAGGGAAAACAUUUGAUGCAAUUAUAUUGACGACAAAGAUUGCAAAAAUCAACAAUUUACCAACUGAAGAAAUACAGCGUAAAAUAGAAUUGUAUCAAAUGGAACAUUUUAGUAAAAGGCAAAACAAAGCUACCGUGCUUGAUUUAUUCCGAGCCCCAAAUCUGAGGAGAAAUAUAUUAAUAAUGUCCUUUACUUGGUUCGUUAGCGGUUACUGUUACUACGGGAUCUCCCACUACAUAAGUCAUUUGACUGGAGACAUAUUCAUCAAUGUGAUUGCCAGCGGUGGAGUAUGUUUAUGUAGCUGUAUUAUUGUCAUUCCAUUAAUGAAGUUCAUGACCCGAAAAAGUAUGGUUGUCAUUGGAAACAUACUUUGCAGUAUUAGUUUACUGAUCAUAGCAUUUGUACCCGAAGGAAAAGUAUCCGUAGUUCUUGGAUGCUUUGGAGUACUAUUUUGUUAUAUAACAUUUAUUAUUGUCUAUUUGUAUUGUUCAGAAAUGUUCCCAACGGUAGUAAGGAAUGCUGCUGUUGGUUUCACUUCGGUGAUGGCUCGGAUAGGCGCCAUGAUUGCGCCUUUUGUGGCAGAUUUAAGGCCCUAUGGACAAUGGUGUGCGCCGGUCGCUUUUGGAGUUUUACCACUCUUAGCAGCUUUGUUUUGUCUUUUGCUGCCAGAAACAAAAGAUUGUGAAUUAAUGAUGACUAUAGAAGAAGGUGAAACUUUCAGUAAAGAACAGAGACUAAAAAGUCAGACAUUUUCAAGAGAACUUUCUUUUAUACGAAGAUUUACAAUGACUGGAAAUUGAAUUCAUCAGACUUAUCUAUCCAGAAGCGUAAUUUUUUAAUUCGUAAUUUGAAAAUCAAUUUAAUAUUCUGUAUAUCACUUACUACUACAUAGUAAUCUAGUAAAAUACUGCAAAAUUAAAUAGCAAUAUUGUCUAUGCUAAACUGUGCUACUUAAGUAUUAUAGUAUAUUAUAUAGUUAUUUGCAUCAA
Manduca sexta (tobacco hornworm) is the source of this 2406-nucleotide messenger RNA. Its product is annotated as organic cation transporter protein-like. Lineage: Eukaryota; Metazoa; Arthropoda; Insecta; Lepidoptera; Sphingidae. Gene Ontology annotation, molecular function: transmembrane transporter activity. The transcript is spliced from 3 exons. The coding region runs from base 742 to 2217 and encodes 491 amino acids. Gene Ontology annotation, cellular component: membrane. Gene Ontology annotation, biological process: transmembrane transport. The record is from RefSeq and is a predicted model, not a curated record.